Molecule: messenger RNA, 981 nt
Organism: Adineta ricciae
Lineage: Eukaryota; Metazoa; Rotifera; Eurotatoria; Adinetida; Adinetidae
Source: the annotation of a GenBank genome assembly
AUGAAUUAUCCUUCACCAUCACACGUUUACGUUCCACCACCGCCUAAAUCCCACAAGAAAAUAAUACUGAUCAUUGUUGGUAUUGUUGUCGCAGCAGUUAUACUUAUUGGUAUUGUGGCUAUUGGAUUGGGAGUUGGUCUUGGUGUUGGUUUAACAAGAAACAGUGAUUCAUCAAGUAGUAGUAGUAGCAGCAGCAGCAGCAGCUCAAAUUCUGUUCUGUCAGCACCAUCGGUAAGUUGUACCUAUAGUGGUUCAGAUACGUGUGGUUGCUCUGCAACUCAACCAUCAUUUCAAUCAGCGAAAAUUGUUAAUGGUUACGCUGCAGUCGCAAACUCCUGGCCAUGGGUUGUAGCACUUUACAUAAACGAUAACAAAACAUUUUGUGGUGGUUUUCUCGUCGAUUAUCAAUAUGUCGUGACGGCCGCACAUUGUGUCUAUUCUUUAACAGGUUCAAUAAUUGCUUAUGCUGGUAUACAAACGUUGUCUACACGAAACAGUGGCCAGGCACGUGUAGUUAGUACUUUCCAAUACCAUCCGAGUUAUUCACCAUCAAGUUAUCAAAAUGAUAUCGCUGUAUUAACUCUUGCAUCGCCAUUUACAAAAACAACAACCGUUGGUAAAUGUUGUCUUACAUCGGAUACUUCAUUACCAAGUUCCAGUGAGCAUGGUGUGAUUGUCGGCUGGGGUUAUACAUCACAAAAUGCUAAUUCCGUUUCAAACACAUUAAAUCAAGCCGUUGUUGAAGUUAAAAGUGAUUCCGUAUGCGGUUCGUCAUCAGUUAGUACUCGAUUUUGCGCUGGCUAUACAGGCACUGAUGCUUGUUUCGGUGAUAGUGGUGGUCCAUUUAUGACGAGUGUUAAUAACUCAUGGACAUGCACAGGUAUUGUUAGUGCUGGAAAUGGUUGCAGCGUCGCGACGCUUUACACUCGAGUUGCAUCGUUCAGGUCAUUCAUCAACGGUAUUGUAAGUGGUAAAAAAUAG